Hordeum vulgare subsp. vulgare (domesticated barley) is the source of this 575-nucleotide messenger RNA. RefSeq lists its product as uncharacterized. The transcript has 2 exons. NCBI's taxonomy places the organism in Eukaryota, Viridiplantae, Streptophyta, Magnoliopsida, Poales, Poaceae. The coding region runs from base 27 to 341 and encodes 104 amino acids. The record is from RefSeq and is a predicted model, not a curated record. Gene Ontology annotation, molecular function: zinc ion binding; nucleic acid binding.
CUUGGGACAUAGAGAAAGUCAUCGCAAUGUGCACUCAGGAGGAGGAGAGGAUUAAGGCCUCACAUGGUGGAUCUAUCAACUAUGUGAAGGAUAAGAAGAAGGGCUUUCCGCCCAACAAGGCUUCUCCCUCCAAGCCACAGGGCAAUGGCAAUGGCAAUGGCAAUGGCAAAGCUCCUGUCUAUUUUCAGCAUAGGCACAUUCCAGUGGACAGGGAAACUUGCGUCCACUGUAAGGAGAAAGGGCACUACAAGAAGGAUUGCCCUGUUUUUCUAAAGACCUUCAUGGCGAAGAGAGGGAUUCAGUUCGACGAUAACUUUGCCAAGAAAUUCAAGAGGAAUUGAAGUUGCGAACGGUGUCCAAGCCGAAGUUGAAGCUGUGGGUGACGUCUCCUUGGAGCUAGCCGGUGGUUUCAAACUUCUGCUUAGGGAUGUGAUUUUCGUACCUUCAUGUAAUAGGAACUUAAUAAGUGUUUCCUGUUUAGACAAAGAUGAUUAUCAAUGUUUCUUUGGACAUGGCAAAUGCGCCAUUUGGUCUCAUAAUGAUUAUGUUGGGGAUGCAUUUCUUCAUGAUGAGCU